This is a messenger RNA of Opisthorchis viverrini, 210 nucleotides long. RefSeq lists its product as hypothetical. The transcript has a single exon. The record is from RefSeq and is a predicted model, not a curated record. Lineage: Eukaryota; Metazoa; Platyhelminthes; Trematoda; Opisthorchiida; Opisthorchiidae. The annotation marks the transcript as partial.
AUGUGGCUCGCGGGCCAGGAAAGACGACACAAGGAGAGACAGACACACGGAAAACGACGAUCCGGUUGGUCAAUCGCCUUCUUUGGACAAACAGCACAAACCCGAAGCAAACGGGGGAAAGGCUGGCUACAGGCGUAUGCGAUAAAGUCGACAAGCAAGGCCACUGUCGGAGUGGACGAAAGCCUGGCGAUACGGUCGACCGGCGGCUGA